This is a messenger RNA of Trypanosoma conorhini, 1974 nucleotides long. RefSeq names its product putative NEDD4-like E3 ubiquitin-protein ligase WWP1. The transcript has a single exon. The record is from RefSeq and is a predicted model, not a curated record. Gene Ontology annotation, molecular function: protein binding. The coding region runs from base 1 to 1974 and encodes 657 amino acids. NCBI's taxonomy places the organism in Eukaryota, Euglenozoa, Kinetoplastea, Trypanosomatida, Trypanosomatidae.
AUGAUUCAUCUUUUUGUGGAUGGGGAUUAUUUUCUCACCGGCGUGGCGCCCACCUCAGAGGCGGCCGUGCGUGGAGGCGUGGACAACAUGCUGAGAGCCGUCGAGGCCCAGCUGUUUGCCCCGGCGACCGCGGCGGCGGUGGAGCAGCGCGUAGUGUUCUUCUCCUCCUCCGUGCUGAAGGCGCUGGAGGGGGAGCAGUCACGGCGUGAAGUGCUCAUCACCGCACUGCGUCGCCUCCACUUCCAGACGAUUGUGCUCGACAACAUUCCAAGCCGCGCGGGAUCGCCCGUUGAUGCCGCCAUCUGCACCAGGACAAUGUCACUUCUUGCAAAAGCCCACGGAAGCCGCGGCAACAGUGCUGGCGAGGGAGGCGGCGGAGGCAGGAAGUUUCUGACGCUUGUGUACUUUGCAGCGAAUGCCUACAUAGCCUCCGCGCUGGAGCUGGCGCAUGACGCCGGUUGCGGGGUCUGUUUUCUCGUUUACGACGGCGACAGUGUGGCGGACGAGCUGAUGGCGUACGUGAGUCCCACGUACGGUAGCGGCGGUGGCAUUGCAACAGUGACAAAAGGCGAAGGGAUCAACUUUAUCCCAAACACGGAGGCCGCAAGUGCCGCCUUGGCAGCGUUGCAGAAUGAAGGAAAGGAACUCCCCCUAUCCGUUCUGAUGCAACUGAAACAGCUGCAGCAGCGGCUGACGGGCGUGGAUGCUCUGAUGCCGAGCACCAGGAGUACCAACCUCAAGCCUGGGGCGCAGUCUUCAGCAUCGUCGACGCCUUCUGCGGCGGUGGGCGGGGCGUCCGCAUUGCCUUCGGUGGAGGCUUCCUCCCAUGUGCACCCGCCGCCCAUUGCGGGCGGCCCCAACCCUUUUCUCCCAGGCGACGACACUGCGGGGGAAAAAAACAGCCCCGCGAACUCCACAGCGGCUACUGCACCCGUGCCCAGCAGCGCGGAGGAGCGGGAGGUGGACAAACUGACGCUUGGCACCACGAAGGCCCCGGUGGAGGAUGCGAAGAAGACGGCCCCUGUCGUAACUGCGGCCGACGCCGUGCCACAAACGAGUCCCACCGUCGCCACCGCUGCCCCAGCUGCGGAGAAGCCAGCAGGGCCAGCAACCCCGCCCGCGAGUGUGGUAGUGCACGCGGUGCCCCCGUUUCCGCCCACGCCCGCUGCAGUGACCAACGUUCAGCCGAGCACGACGAGAACUUCUGAGUUUCCGGAGCCCGACGUGUCGACGCGCCUCCCGGCCGGUUGGAGCCUCAUGUACGACCGGCAGCGACGCCGUCACUACUUUGUUCACGCAGACGCUGGCGGUAUUCUGCAAACCACCUGGCUCCAUCCAGGCGGUUUAGAAGAUCAGGUGGACUUGGAGCGCCAGGUGGAGGAGUGGUACCGGAAGCAGCGAGAGCGGUGUCAAGCUGGAGCAGCCGGAACUGCACCGCAAGCGCACGCGACUUCAUCACCGUCAACAGCAGCGGCAGGAGUGGUCGGAGGGGGAGGGGCGGCGGCAGCAGCGGAUUGGGACGAGUGUGUCGACCCCGCGAGCGGACGCAGGUACUAUGUGAACCGACGAACGAAGCAGACAUCGUGGACAGUGCCAACAGCAGUCGCGUGUGCCACCGGCGGUAACUCUGCCGCCGCGGCGACGGAGGCGAACUCAGCGCCGAUGACCAUCGCACCAGACACCAACGCGCUGCCGCCAUUCUGGGAGGAACGUUUGGACCCAAAAUCGGGACGCAAGUUUUACGUCAACCAUCAAACACGUGAAACAACCUGGACACGCCCGCCACCACCAACACCGGCUGUGGCACCGCAACCCGCACAGCAGCCGCAUAUGGGGGCGCCGUUGCACGGUGAUGCCCACACUCUCGGCCUCAGCGCACUGCCGCCUUUCUGGGAGGAACGGGUGGACCCAAAAUCGGGACGCAAGUUUUACGUCAAUCAUCAAACACGUGAAACAACAUGGACACGGCCAUAA